Molecule: messenger RNA, 1536 nt
Organism: Debaryomyces fabryi
Lineage: Eukaryota; Fungi; Ascomycota; Pichiomycetes; Serinales; Debaryomycetaceae
Exons: 1
Coding region: 1-1536 (511 amino acids)
Biological process (GO): amino acid transmembrane transport
Cellular component (GO): membrane
Molecular function (GO): amino acid transmembrane transporter activity
Source: RefSeq, a predicted model, not a curated record
AUGUCUAAAGAUUUAUCAGAAAAGGGUUCUGAACAAAUAUCUGUUACAGAUUUAGAGGCAACUAAAAACCCUGUUGAAUCGAGCCAUGACAACCUUGCUCGUAAUUUUAAAGAACGACAUGUUUCGAUGUUAACUCUUGCACUGGCUAUAGGUACAGGAUUGAUAAUUGGAUCAGGAACUGCGCUUAAACGAGGAGGAACGAUUAGUAUAUUUCUAGCAUAUUGUUUCACUGGUAGUUUAUUAUUGGUAGUUAUAUUCUCUUUAGCAGAAAUGGCUAGUUUUCUACCAAUGCAAAAAGGGUUUAGUGGUUAUUGUACAAAGUAUGUUGAUCCUGCAAUUGGCUUUGCGGCAGGCUGGAACUAUUUUUUUAAAUAUGCAAUAGUUUUAUCCGCUAAUUUGACAGCAGCUGGUUUAGUAAUCCAAUUUUGGAGAGAUGACUUGAAUGUUGCAAUAUGGAUAAGUGUGUUAUACGUAUUGGUCAUUGCAAGCAACUAUUUCAGCGUCCGCAUUUAUGGUGAGAUCGAAUACUGGUUAGCUGCAAGUAAGUUACUAGUUUUAAUCAUAAUUUUUAUCGUCUGUAUUGUGAUCACAUGUGGGGGAACACCAAAUCAUGAAACAAUUGGAUUCAGAUUCUGGAAGGAAACCGGGUUUUUACCUUAUCUAGUAGAUGGUAACAAAGGAAAAUUUCUAGGUUGGUGGGCAUGUGUGAUUCAGUCCAUAUUUGGAUUUGUGGGGUCUGAAAUGGUUGGCAUAAUAUUUGGGGAAUCACCAACACCAAAGAAAACAAUACCGAAAGCAUCCAGGCAGGUCAUUUUCAGGAUUUGCUUCUUCUACAUUUUCGGGGUCUUCUUGUUAGGUUUAGCAGUUUCCCCAGAAAAUCCAUUGUUAGUGAAUGCAAAUGGUACCAAUGCUAAUGCCUCUCCAUAUGUUAUUGCUAUCAAAUCUUCAGGAAUUAAAGUUCUACCUUCAUUCAUUAAUGCAUGUUUAUUAAUAUUCAUUUCUAGCUCUGCCAAUACUGAUCUUUAUAUCUGCUCGCGUCAAAUAUACGGUUUAGCCAAGGAUGGGGCGGCACCAAAGAUUUUCUUAAAAUUGAAUCGUUUCAAUGUUCCUUUCAUAGGUUGUUCAUUUGCUGCACUUUUUGGAUUGUUGGCUUAUAUGAACACUAAAGAAUCUGCAGCAGAAGUCUUCGGAUAUAUCACCAGCACAGUUUCUGUUUUUGGAAUCAUAAAUUGGAUUUAUAUAUUAAUUGCAUAUAUUGGAUAUCAUAGAUCUAUUAAAGCUCAAAACAUUGGUCGAGAAGAAAUCCCUUUCCGAAUGUGGUUUCAACCUUAUACAUCUUAUGGGGCUCUAUUUCUAAUUGCAAUUGUCACUAUUUUUAAUGGAUAUAGUGCUUUCAUUACCUCGUUUCACUAUAAACUUUUUAUUACCUCAUAUAUUGGAAUAGCUGUUAACGUUUUCCUCAUACUAGGGUACAAGCUUUUUUAUAAAACGAAGGUAAUUAACCCUCUAGAAGUUGAUUUGAAUAAUCCUAAUUAG